ACGAUCCGAGCUUCAUUCUACCAAUAACAGCGAGCCCGCGUGUGCGGACGCUGCGCUCGCGACCCGGUCAACACGUGAAAAAAAAACCGCCGUUCCAUUUUCAAAAGUGUUCGAAAACUUUUCGUGUUUCGUUGUGCGUAUGUUUGUGUGAUUUGUUUAUUAUCAAGGCGGCAACAUGGGAACUAUUAAAACGCUUAGGCGUGGUAUCCUGCUGCUAGUAUUAUCAUCAUGUGCACUGGCGCAGAGCAAGUCGGACGACUUGCAGGCAGUACCCAGCGACCUCAGGAGAGCAGUCAGCGAGGCGCUCGCUCUUGAGAGACGGUUCCUACAGGGUGCUAGAGAUGAAAACUGCUCAUCAGCGGAGGACUCUGUCAGCAACACGCCGUGUCCGCCGAGCAAGUACCGCAGCGCCUCUGGCGAGUGCAACAACGUGCGUCACCGACCGUGGGGCAGGCGCGGCGACGUGUUCCUACGAUUGCUGCCCGCCAAUUACGCCGACGAUGUCUCCAAGCCAAUGGAGCCGCCGCGGCUACCAGAGCCGGCGCUAGCGGUGCGGGCCGCAGCCCAGCUGACGCAGCCAGCCGACCAUGACUACGUGACCAGCAUGCUGGCCGCCUGGGGCCAGCUGCUGAUGGACGAUCUCAUCGCCACCGUCAACGGGAACAAGGACUGCCAUGGGGGUCACUGUGAAUACGUCCGAUCUGCGCCGACCAGAAACAUCGAUUCUUGUGGAUUUGAGUCUCGUGACCAGAUGAACAUGGCGACGGCCUUCCUGGAUGGCUCAGCUCUAUACGGCAGCUCAGAGAAGGAACUGCGGUCUCUGCGAUUAUACGACGUUGGCAAACUUGAUCUAGCUUCUUGCAGGAAGUGCAACGAACCCACCCCAACCGCACCCCUCUACAAGGCCCUAGUGGCUGAACAUAACCGCGUGGCCGGACAGCUGUACGCCAUGAACCCCUUCUGGGACGACACCACGCUUUUCCUGGAGACGCGACGAGUUAUCGCUGCUGUUAUACAGCAUAUCACGUUUAAUGAGUUCCUGCCUGUUCUUCUUGGAGAGGUGGGCAUGGCUAAGGCUGAGCUGAAACUAACUUCCCUUGGGUUCUGGCGAGGCUACUCCAGCGCCAACCGCGCUGGCGCCUACUCCGAGCUGGUGGCCGUCGCUCCUGUCUUCGAUGCCAUGAUGAACGAGAAACUGAUCAACGCCACCAUAACCGUCAGAGACCUAGCCGACACUAGCGCUUACCGCGUCUCUCGCUUCACAUCUUCAGCUACUUGGGACCUGAACAGGUCUCGUGACCAUGGUGUGUCCUCGUACCUUCGGGCCCUCAGGCUGUGCGAACCUACCGCUGGAGUGAAGUCUUAUGCGGACUUUGACAAGUUGGGCUUCGAUCGCGCGGAACAGGAAAUGCUGGCGAGCAUGUAUAGAAACCCUGAAGAUGUGGAGCUGAUGAUCGGUGGUUCCUUAGAGAAGGCAGCGUCAGGAGCAGUCAUCGGAUCCACUAUGGCCUGUGUUUUGGCUCUCCAGUUCGCUAACCUUAAGAAGAGUGACAGAUUUUGGUAUGAAAACGACAUCCCUCCCUCUUCGCUUCUGCCGGAACAACUGGCAGCCAUCAGAAAAGUAUCUCUGUCUGGACUGCUCUGUUCCGUCGAUGAUUCGUUGAGCGAAAUACAACCCAAGGCAUUCGUCAAAAAGGAUCCUUUCCUAAACGCAGCCCAAGACUGCUCGCAGCACGGCCGCAUGGAACUCGAAGCGUGGCGCGACGAAAGCGGCGCCAAGGCCGCCGAGCGACUAUCUCAGGACAUGCUGGCCGCUGCCCUGGAGAAGGCCAAGCAGGAGAUGGCUGAUAGGAAGAAACUAGAGUACAUGCUGUGGGAAGCACGUGGUGGAGCUGACCCUCACUCUCCCGUCGGUACCGCUGCCUCAUUCUCCAAAGCCAACAAAUAUGCUCUGAAGCUGGCCAACACUUCGCUGUUCUUCGAGUUUGCGACCAACGAACUGCUUAACUCCAUCAACGGACCUGGCCACCGCCGCAAGCGUCAAGUUUUCGACGACUCCCUCGGCUUCCCGACCUCCACCGACUUCGCUGACGCCCUCCAAUCCGUGGACGUGAGCGGCAUCCUCGGGCAGGACCCGGCCCUCGGUCCGGUCAUUGAGCCCGAAUGUGAUGAAAACGGCCAAUGUAACGCGGAUAGCCCAUUCAGGACGUAUACUGGACACUGCAAUAAUCUCAGGAACCCGAAUUUGGGAAAGAGUUUGACCACGUUCGCGAGAUUGCUACCUCCAGUUUAUGAAGAUGGUGUCAGCCGUCCCCGCAUCAACUCAGUAACCGGUACUCCGCUAGUGUCACCGCGUAUUGUCUCUACAGUGAUCCAUCCUGACAUCUCCAACUUGCACACUCGAUACACUCUUAUGGUGAUGCAGUUCGCCCAGUUCGUUGAUCACGAGCUCACCAUGACCCCUAUUCACAAAGGUUUCCACGAAUCCAUCCCCGACUGCCGCUCCUGCGACUCGCCGCGCACAGUUCACCCUGAAUGCAACCCCUUCCCUGUACCACGUGGAGACCACUACUACCCUGAAGUCAACGUGACCUCGGGAGAGAGGCUGUGCUUCCCCUUCAUGAGGAGCUUGCCCGGACAGCAGCAACUUGGACCCAGAGAGCAAGUCAACCAGAACACGGCCUUCAUCGACGCCUCAGUGAUCUACGGCGAGAACCCGUGUAUCGUCCGCAAGUUGCGCGGGUUCAACGGCCGAAUGAACGCUACUCAACAUCCGCUCCUCACCCGCGACCUUCUGCCGCGAUCCGACAACCAUCCUGAGUGCAAGGCCGCUAGCGGCUUCUGCUUCAUCGCUGGUGACGGUCGAGCAUCCGAACAGCCAGGCCUCACCGCCAUCCACACGGUGUGGCUCCGCGAGCACAACCGCAUCUCCGAAGGGCUGAAGGGCGUCAACCCCCACUGGGACGCGGAGCUCAUCUUCGAGCAUACCAGACGUAUUGUCACUGCGGAGCUCACGCACAUCAUCUAUAAUGAGUUCCUGCCGAGGCUGUUGUCGUGGAACGCUGUCAAUCUUUAUGGAUUGAAGCUGCUGCCUGCUGGAUACUACAAGGAAUACUCACCUACCUGCAACCCCGCUAUCGUGACGGAGUUCGCCGCGGCGGCGUUCAGGUUCGGCCACUCGCUGCUGAGGCCGCAUCUGCCCCGUUUGUCGCCCACGUACCAGCCCAUGGAACCUCCGAUCUUGCUGCGUGAUGGCUUCUUCAGGACUGACAUGUUCAUGAACCAUGCAGAGAUGGUGGACGAGCUUAUCCGCGGUAUCGCUUCAACCCCCAUGGAAACCCUCGACCAGUUCAUCACCGGAGAAGUGACCAACCAUCUCUUCGAGGACCGUCGCAUUCCCUUCUCGGGUAUCGAUCUGGUGGCCCUGAACGUGCAGAGAGCGAGAGACCACGGCAUACCCAGCUAUAACAACUACAGAGCGCUUUGCAACUUGAAGAGAGCAGCUACCUUUGAGGACUUGUCGAGGGAGAUUCCUGAUGAAGUUAUUGCAAGACUUAAGAGGAUAUACCCAACUGUGGACGACAUCGACCUGUUCCCUGGAGGCAUGAGCGAGCGACCACUACAAGGGGGAUUAGUGGGUCCCACCUUCGCCUGCAUUAUCGCCAUCCAGUUCAGACAGCUGAGGAAGUGUGACAGAUUCUGGUACGAGAACGACAACAACGCGGCCCGCUUCACCGAACAGCAGCUCUCGGAGAUCCGAAAAGUCACGCUCUCAAAGGUUCUCUGUGAGAACUUUGACCAGAACAGCGACAUCCAGAGGGCUGCCUUCGACCUGCCUAGCAAUUUCUUGAAUCCUCGCGUGCCUUGCGGGUCUCUGCCGAAGGUGGACCUUUCAGCUUGGAGGGAAAGUGCGGCGCAAGGCUGUCUAAUCGCGGGCCGUAACGUGCCUGUCGGCGACUCUGCCUUCCCCUCGCCUUGCACGUCAUGCAUUUGUACUUCUGAAGGGGCCCAAUGCGCGUCCCUGCGCAUCACGGACUGCGCGCAGCUGCUGCGCGAGUGGCCGCGCGAGGCGGUGGCGCGCGACGACGUGUGCGCGGCGCAGUGCGGCGCCGCCGCGCCCGGCCCACACCCCGCGGCCGCGCGCGCGCCGCGCCGCCCGCCGCUCAACUUCAAGUUCCCGGACCUGUCGCCGUUUGUUGCUAAGUGAGGAGUCAGUGGGGCAAGUGAUCGUUCUUUAGACGAGUGAUUUGACCGAAUUGCGAGCUCGCUACGUAAGCGAAUUUUUUUUGACGAAAUGCUUUUUUGUUUUCUUAGUGAGAAGCUUUAGUUCUAUCGAUCUAGGCACUUGGUAAGAAAAGAGAACCUCCGUUUGGGAUGUUUUUUCCGGUCUCGGACGUACAAGUUAAAAAAGUUCAUCGAACAUAGGUAAAACGUGACGACCCGAAAGAGGAUUUACGAUUUACCAAUGAUUCUAACGAAAAACAACAACUAAUUAAGUUUUGACAUAAAAAGUAUGUACAAAAAAUCCAGAUAUCGCUAAAAAAAUAUAAUUAUUGUCCUCAACUGUAUCUAUGUUUAACGAACGAUUACUCAGUUCUACUCUGGUUGUAGCUUAACAUACAGUCGCCAUCAGAUAUAUCGGAGCGGCCGAGGUGCUCAAAAAUAUCUGAACACACACUCUAACGCUGUUCAGAUUCAGAUGUUAUUGUUCUGAUCAAGCCGAACGCGGAUUUCCUUUUAUAUUCAGUUAGCAACAGAAAUAACUAAGCGACAUGAUCGUUUACAUGUUUUUUUCUCUUGUUGACUGUACUUUCAUAAAAAAAAUACUAAACAGGUCUAGACUAGAACCUGUUUUGUAACAGUGACCGUUUAUCGGUAUGUAAAGUGGACCUUUUAAUUUUGAGACCGCAAAUGGUAAAUAUAACGAAAAUAUAUUGCUCAAAUAUAUUGAACAAAAGGUUGUACAAUAUGGUAAAAUUAAUUAUCCGUCUAUAACGGAGUUGAUUACUAAUUUAAAUAUGAUUAAGUGCCGGGAAUAUCAAUAUACCUAAUAGUUUAUGCAACUGUUACCUAAUAAUGGGAUUAAAACACAAGUGUGAUUUAAUGUGAUUGACCGUUUAAACGCCAAAUGAUAAACGGUUGCAUAAUAAGAAUUUAUCUACGAACAUAUAAAAACCUUCUGUUGCGAUGUUUUAAUUUUUAAAUAGGGCCCGUAGCGGUUUUAUGAUAUGGGCGUAGAUAAAAAUAAAUUAAAACGAGUCCCACUUUUAAAUUAUUAUUUAAAUGUAGGGAUUAGAAAUAAAAUACUUUUCCAGUCUAUACCUUCCCUUGUGUAUUGUAGACUUGCAGAAUUAUAUACUCCUUGUUUAAGUUUAUUAUAACAAAUAAUUAGGUAAAGUGUAUUCAUCCUUACUUGUCCUAUCAUGUAAACAAACACUUCUCGAAGACAUUAUAACACUUUUCUCUGGAAUUACACAAUAAUCAUCACUUAAAAUGUUGCUGUAUAUUUAAAGAAACUCACAAAGUAUUGAAUUCAACCAAAUAAUCACUGAAAAACCUCAUUUCUAAUAAGAUUUUCAUCAAUAAUCGUAGUAACGAACGGAUAAUCUCAAAAACAUCUGACAUUACGAUGUCUACAUUGUCUAUGAGUCGUAUUGUUGGAAUGACACUUAGACGUCACGUUUGUUUACAUGAUAACACACGUGAGGAUGAAUACACUAUAGUUAAAUAUGUAUAAUAAAUAGUUGCUAUUUAUUAGUCUAAUUUAGGGUAUUGUUAAGAUCUGUACAUUGUUUAAGACACUUCGUUGCAAUGCAAUAAUGUGGCUUUAACAAACUGUUUCAUAAAGUACCAAAUUACAUUUUUAUAAUUUUAUACUCCUUCGAAAUAAAAUUCUUUUUAAUUAUAGUUAAGCAUUUAUGGCCAUCGUUAGCUUUAAUUUUGAUGUGGCGAAAACAAAAUUAGGUUAAGUAUAUUGACAUAAUAAAUACAAUACACCCAGUUGUUCUAAAAAUACAAAUUGACAUGCACUAAAUAAAUGUUACAUGUUACCAAGAUGUACAAUAAUUGAGUCAGAUGUGCAAGUUGCGGCAAGUUUCCAAAAAGUUGGAUACAUUAUCGGAAAUUUCAGGAAAUUUUGAGAGAAAAUGAUGGAUUUCACUUUGGAUAUGGAAAAUUCCGAUACCCAUACAAAAAUACGAGAAGUUUCCGAAAUUUUUCCAUUUGGAAAUUUCGCUAUUUUGGAAACUUUCCGACGGCACAUCUGUAACUGAGUAUAAAAAUCAAAUAGUUACCUUAACUUGUUUAAUUUACCGAUAUGUGCUGUUCUAGUUGUAUAAGUUUUAAAAACAGUUAUCAACAUUUGUCACUGCCUAAAGGCCUGUGCACACCGGCUGCGUUUGCGUAUACGUGUGGGUGCGCGUUGUAAUAUACAGAUACUUAUGAGAUACGGCACACCUCCUGCGUGACGUUUUAGUGCACGCGCACGUAUCCGAUGUGCUCAGGCCUUAAAAUGUUCUUGUAUAAAUAAUUGUAGUAAACAUUGGCCGAAAUCAAGGUGUAAAAUUGUUAUAACUAGCUAUUAUAGGAACACAAAUCUCAUCUAGUGACAAAACAAGUAAACGAAUAUUUUGUUUUAAAAA
Molecule: messenger RNA, 6641 nt
Organism: Cydia splendana
Lineage: Eukaryota; Metazoa; Arthropoda; Insecta; Lepidoptera; Tortricidae
Product: heme peroxidase 2
Exons: 24
Coding region: 176-4207 (1343 amino acids)
Biological process (GO): response to oxidative stress
Molecular function (GO): peroxidase activity; heme binding
Source: RefSeq, a predicted model, not a curated record